AUGGAUACUAAAAGACUACACUGGACCAUCAUUGUAUCAUGGCUUACUUUGUUCCAAGGAAACAUGUUACUUGUUAAAGGUCAAUUUAAUUACAAGGAAGCUCUCACAAAAUCUCUUAUCUUCUUAGAGGCACAAAGAUCAGGAAAAUUCCCUCCAAAUAAUAGGGUCCCUUGGCGAGGAGACUCAGCACUCGACGACGGCAAACUCGCCAAUGUGGAUCUAGCAGGGGGAUAUUAUGAUGCUGGGGACAAUGUGAAAUACGGGUUACCAAUGGCUUUUACUGUUACUACAUUAUCAUGGGCAGCAAUAUUUUACAAAAAAGAACUUGAAGCAACAAACGAAAUGGAAAAUAUUCAAGAUGCUAUUAAAUGGGGUACAGAUUAUUUUCUAAAAUGUAGUUCUAGAAGAAACAAAUUAUAUGUUGAGGUAGGAGACCCUGUUGAUGAUCAUAAUUGUUGGGCUCCACCAGAAAAAAUGAAAACAAAAAGAUCUGUUAAAACAAUUGAUUAUGGAACACCUGGUUCUGAGAUUGCUGCUGAAACUUCUGCUGCAAUGGCUGCUUCUUCCAUUGUUUUUAGAUCGAUUGAUCAUAAGUAUGCUCGUCAUCUCCUCAAUAGAGCAAAAUUGCUUUUCGAGUUUGCAAAAUCACAUAAAGGAAGCUAUGAUGGAGAAUGUCCCUUCUACUGCUCGUAUUCAGGAUAUAACGAUGAACUAAUGUGGGCAGCAACAUGGCUAUACAUGGCAACAAAGAAACCAAUAUACAUGAAAUAUAUACAAGAAGAAGCAAUUAGUGCUAGUGUUUCUGAAUUCAGUUGGGACCUUAAAUAUGCUGGAGUUCAAGUUCUUCUAACUCAGUUACAUUUUGAAGGCCAGGAAGGUCUUGAAACAUUCAAAUUACAUGGCGAAAGUUACAUAUGUUCGGUCCAUCCUGAAAGCCCUUACCAUCAGAUUACUUUGUCUCCAGGUGGGUUUAUUCAUAUGAGAGAUGGAGCCAACACACAAUAUGCCACAAGCACAUCUUUCUUGUUCACUGUUUAUAGUGAUUUGCUUGCCAAAUAUAGACAAAAAGUAAAAUGUGGAAGCAAAGAAUUUGACUCGUCCCAUCUUUUUACUUUUGCUAGGAAACAAAUGGAUUACAUAUUGGGAGAAAAUCCGGAAGGAAGAUCAUACAUGGUAGGAUUUGGGAAAAACCCACCUACACAAGCUCACCAUAGAGGUGCUUCAGUGCCAAAUUUGGCACCAGAUGAAGAGAUAAUUUGUCCAAUUAGCUUUGGAAAAUGGUUACAAAGAGAUGCACCGAAUCCACAUGAGUUAACUGGAGCCAUUGUUGGUGGACCUGACAUCAACGACAAGUUCAAUGAUAAACGUACGGAUUCACCUCAGACUGAACCAUGCACAUAUGUUAAUUCUCUUGCUGUUGGAACUCUUGCUAAGCUUGCUUCUUUAGGUUAA
Molecule: messenger RNA, 1452 nt
Organism: Lathyrus sativus (Indian pea)
Lineage: Eukaryota; Viridiplantae; Streptophyta; Magnoliopsida; Fabales; Fabaceae
Source: the annotation of a GenBank genome assembly